Suillus bovinus is the source of this 680-nucleotide messenger RNA. Its product is annotated as synaptobrevin-like protein. The record is from RefSeq and is a predicted model, not a curated record. The coding region runs from base 237 to 593 and encodes 118 amino acids. Gene Ontology annotation, molecular function: syntaxin binding; SNAP receptor activity. Gene Ontology annotation, cellular component: plasma membrane; SNARE complex. NCBI's taxonomy places the organism in Eukaryota, Fungi, Basidiomycota, Agaricomycetes, Boletales, Suillaceae. The transcript has 8 exons. Gene Ontology annotation, biological process: vesicle-mediated transport; vesicle fusion.
AGCCAGUGCAGUGUGUUGGAAAGGGCUAUGUACCACAAAGAGGGGUAAACCUGGAACAAGAAAGUGUCACAAAGCGGUUACAUGUCACUUGUGCGUGCGAAUAUACCGCUGCCCUCCCACCUCAGCAACGCCUCUACGCAGUCACUCCAGUCACUCCUCAAGUAACUCCCCCCUCCAAAUCUCACUUCCAACGGAACUUCAUCGUUUCAGAGCCCUUUUAGUGUCCUUUUAUAGUCAUGUCCGAACCUUACGACCCUUACCUCCCCCGCAAUGGCUCCUCAUCCAAUCCCGCUGGCGGGUCAAGUCAAGGUGGAAACCCUAAAACCGCAGCUAUCCAGCAACAAAUUGACGACACCGUCGGUAUUAUGAGGGAGAACAUCACAAAAGUCGCAGAACGUGGAGAGAGAUUGGACUCGUUACAGGAUAAGACAGACAACCUUGCUGUUUCGGCACAGGGCUUCCGUCGUGGUGCUAACCGAGUACGGAAGAAUAUGUGGUGGAAAGACAUGAAGAUGCGCAUGAUCAUCGGCGUCGCAGUCGCAAUCAUCAUAAUCAUCAUCGUAGUCAGUAUUGUGAAGGCAACACAUCACUAGGCAUCUGUUGGUUGUUGUAUCUAUGCACCGUAUCGUUAAUUCUUCUGCUUGUUCUGUGCUUUACUUUUUGUUGGCUGCGAUUCACCU